GACGGCGAGAAACCGUCUGCAUGUGAUGUUAUGUUUGUUUAUUGUUUAUAGUGAAGCAGGGCAGGUAUGUGGAGUGUGGCCGCUGCCUCAGCGCAUGGUUCAAUCUUCUGAGAUAUACAGUUUAAUUCCUCAGCUCUUCACUUUCGGCUACACUAAGGAUUCAGCUGUACAGAGUGGAUGCUCUGUUCUAGAUGCUGCUUUCAAGAGAUACUUCAGCAUCAUCUUUCCUGACUUUACAUAUAAAAAAGGAUUCAGUAACUCGUGGUUUGAGCCCGAACCCUUCACAGUAUCAGUGGGUGUCAAAAGUGGUGGAUGUGAUGGAUAUCCUGAUGAAGGCUCAGAUGAAAGCUAUAGCCUGAGUGUGUCUGCAUUUCAAGCCGUCAUUAGAGCAGAGUCAGUGUGGGGAGCUCUGAGAGGUCUGGAGUCUUUUAGUCAGCUAGUGUACCAGGAUGAUUAUGAUGCAUAUUAUGUCAAUAAAACUGAGAUUGAGGACUUCCCCCGCUUUCCAUUUAGAGGGCUUUUGCUGGACACCUCAAGGCACUAUUUACCUUUGAAUGCUAUUAUCAAGACUCUGGAUGCGAUGGCCUAUAAUAAAUUGAAUGUGUUCCACUGGCACAUUGUAGAUGAUCCUUCUUUCCCAUAUCAGAGCUUUACCUAUCCUGAUUUGAGUGACAAGGGAGCUUUUCACCCAGUGACCCACAUUUACACACAGAAAGAUGUAAAAAAGGUGAUUGCUCAUGCAAGGUUAAGAGGAAUCAGAGUUGUGCCAGAGUUUGACUCUCCAGGACACACUAAGUCAUGGGGUAAAGGGCAGCCAGACGUACUAACCCCCUGCUAUCAGGGAGACGUCCCCUCUGGAUCAUUUGGCCCAGUCAACCCAAUUCUGGACUCUACAUUUAAGUUCAUGACUAACCUUUUUGAAGAGGUGAACUCUGUCUUUCCUGACUCUCAUGUCCACAUUGGGGGGGAUGAAGUGAACUUCCAUUGCUGGGACUCCAACCCUAAUGUGAGGGCAUUCAUGAAGAAAAAGGGCUUUCACAAAGAUUACACCAGGCUUGAGUCAUACUACAUGGAAAACAUUAUGAACAUCACUGCUACCCUUAACAAGACUGCCAUUGUUUGGCAGGAUGUAUUUGACUACCAUGAGAAAAUCCCUAAAAACACAAUUCUGGAAAUCUGGAAAGGAGUCCCUGCAGCCUACCGUGCUGAAAUGAGCAAAAUGACUAAGGCUGGUCACAGGGUGCUGCUCUCUGCUCCCUGGUACAUCAACCAUAUCAGUUAUGGCCAAGACUGGCGCCAAGCCUACACUGUGCAGCCCCGGAACUUCUCCGGUACAGAUGAACAGAAACAGCUAGUGAUUGGUGGUGAAGUCUGCAUGUGGGGAGAAUAUGUGGAUGCAACCAAUCUUCAUCCUCGCCUAUGGCCACGAUCGAGUGCAGCAGCUGAGAGGUUAUGGAGUGAUGAAGAGCAGACCACUAGUGUGGAUCAGGCGUUCCCUCGCCUACAGGACUUCCGCUGUAAACUGAUAAGACGCGGUAUUAAAGCAGAACCUUUGUUUGUAGGCCACUGCAAGUAUGAGUAUAAUGGUUUAUAGAAUGGGUGAAUAGAAGCAGGAGUGAAAAUGUUCUGUACUGAAUUAGGGCUUUACAAUAAUAGGUAAAUUAUCAGGAUUUAUUAUUAUUGUUUUUUAAAAUUGAUAUAGCACUUGAUUACCUCAGCUAUUCAAACUUCUAUUUUUUUAUGAUUUUACACUGUACAUUUG
Molecule: messenger RNA, 1762 nt
Organism: Trichomycterus rosablanca
Lineage: Eukaryota; Metazoa; Chordata; Actinopteri; Siluriformes; Trichomycteridae
Gene: hexa
Product: hexosaminidase A (alpha polypeptide)
Exons: 14
Coding region: 26-1594 (522 amino acids)
Biological process (GO): glycosaminoglycan metabolic process; carbohydrate metabolic process; ganglioside catabolic process
Cellular component (GO): membrane; lysosome
Molecular function (GO): beta-N-acetylhexosaminidase activity
Source: RefSeq, a predicted model, not a curated record